GCAUGAAAUUUUUGAGAGAUUGUUGAUUUCACUUCGGAUACAGCAACCAACACGUCCUCGGUUGCCAUCAAAAAGAACACCUGGCGAGUAGAACAAAGUCGGUUCCGUGGGAGACUACCACCGAGUACCUUGCUUGUUGAUUGCUGGAUCUCCUGUCUAGCAACUGCUACGAUCGAUCCGCAACAAAACAACGACCAUUGAACGACGACUGUCUGGAACCCAUCGACACGAUACGUCACGGAACAGGCGUCGUUCUCCGACACGACACAGCACCAGUAGUUGAAAUUAGAACGAAUCGCGACAAACACAACAACGCGACACGACAYGACACAACACAGCACAGCACAUCACAUCACAGCACCGCCAUGUCGAAACAGGCCGAGCGAUCCCUGACCAUCCUGGUGAUGGACGUCUCGCCGGUGACCUGGGGCAAGCGGGAAUUCAUCCGGAACCGCAGGGACAAGGAGCGCUCCGAGAAAGGCAAGGGCACGAUCGGCCCCGCCAACCUGGACGACCUGCUGUCGGCCGUCCAGGCCUUUUCGUCGGCCUACUCGAGCCUGGAGCGCGACUCGGCCCUGAUCCUGGUGGGGGUGGCCGGGAGCGAGGUCGCCGUCGUCCACCCCCGCAAGGACGACAUGGAGGAGUACUUCAACAACCCGGAGUCCAAGCUGGACAGCCGGAAGAUCCAGAGCGAUCUCCUGGAGGGCGUGGCGGAGCUGGUGGCGAGGGCGGCCGCGAAGCAGUCCUCGGGCCUCGCGGGCAAGGGAGGACCCUCCUCCUCCCUCGCCGCCAUGGCCUCGGGGUUUUCGAUCGCCCUGUGCCUGAUCAACCGGUUCCUGGUGGCCACCAACGCGGGCGUCUCGGCGCUGCGGGACCACGACUCGUGGAGCCGGGGGGACGGGAGCGACCAGGGGAUCAUCACCGCCCUGAGCGGCACCGGCGGUGGGGGCAAGCCGGCGGCCAAGGCCCGGGCCUGGUCGCCAAGGAUCUUUCUGAUCCAGGCCUCGGACGACCGGCCCUCGGACUACAACGCCUUUAUGAACUGCGUCUUUGCGGCCGUCAAGCAGAACGUCGUGGUGGACGGCUGCUUUGUGGUGGAUCCGACCGGGAAAACCAAGACGAGCCCCUACCUGGAACAGACCUGCGACCUCACCGGCGGGCUCCUCUCCAAGCCCAUCGGGAGCUCGCAGUCCAACAAGGCCCUGACGGAGAUCCUGCUGAGCGUCUUCUUGCCGCCGCGGUCGAGCCGGCCCCGGCUCAACCUCCCGGGCAUCGACGACGUGGACUUUCGGCCGCGGUCCUUCGACACGCGGGCGCUGCUAAAAAUUGCCUUUGUGUGCAACCAGUGCCUGAGCAUCUUCGAAACCAAGCCGGUGGGGACCUGUCCGACCUGCGGGGCGGAGAUCCGGCUCCCGGCGGCCCCGGGGGGAAGCGGGAGCGGCCAGGCCGCGAAAAAGGCCCGGCGCGGGUAGCAAAAACGAAACGAAACGGUGCGGAUCGUCCUUCGACAGCUCGAGACGAAAGAACCGCGGUGUGCAAAGGAACAAGAGAUCGAUGAUUCGUCAAUACAAGAGAAUACUGCGUAUCGUUCUAUAUCUCCACAUGUUGUUAAUGAGAGAAAGGGCAUGGAGGGAGAGGCCUUGGUGUCUCGGGAAAAUUAGAUACGUCGUUCAAACCAAUCGACAAAAGAAGAAAUCUUUUCAUGGGGCCAUACGCAGCGAGCAUACACGAAUAAAAUAUGGCAUCCGUAUAGAUGGGUACGGUUCCUAGCUAUACAAUCUAUGCGAAAAGAAAUCACGGCGCUUAUUUUGAAUUUAAGGAACGAGCUUUGAGCAAGAUAUAUAUAGUUCUGACGACUCACACAACCCACCCCUUUCUUCGGACAACUCUAGGCCACUCGAAACCUCGUUGAAUGAGGAGGAAUCGGAGGCAAGAUGGGCUCCUCUUUUCAUGCGUGCUUCCGUCGCCGAGUUUUUGCUAUUGUCGUCGUGUUUCUUAGGAUUCGGUUGUGCGGUUGUAAUCACUCAUCGCCGCCGUACUCGUUGCUGUAGACUAUCAACGGCGAAAGAGACGGCAGCGCCAACAUCAUCGAAACUGAUAGUUUCAAAGCAUGUUUGUGUUUGUGUGUGACAAAGCAGAAAACGACAUCACAACGUAGAUCUGCAUCAAUCUUUUCUAUACACAUAAAAAUGCACACGGACAUGAUAAAUGUGAUUCAGUACAAGCCCGCUGGCCCAUUCAUAUAGGAGCUCCGUACGGAACGAGCGGCCUCUGCCGUUCUCUCGAAAUCUGUUCUUCUAGCACCAAUGAGGAAGCCCCGCGUGUCUUCUCUCUCGGCACCGCCCUGGCAUUCCGUGCGGUCCCGCAUAGCACCAAAGCCGGUCGUUGGUUGGCUCGUCCACCCGCCCGCUCGGCAGUCACCUACCGGUGCGCUGGUGCUAAUGCUGCCUCCCCCCCCUCCUCUCCCUGCGCUCCCUCCUCCUCCCCUCCCUCCGUUUCUCCCUGCGGGUCAGCCAGCGGGCCUCCGUCUCGGGCCGGGCACCUCCGGCGUGCGCAAUGGCCUGCCCGAGCCGGUCGUGGCGAGCCACGACCGCCAGGAGCAGGGAGGCGGCGAUUCCGAACAGAGCUGCCCAGGCGAUCCGGCGGGUACUCCUGCCGGUCGUGAUGGCGGGGGUGGCAACCAUUUGUUCUCCUGUCCCGCGUCUUUCUUUAUUGUUCUUCAGGGUACGAGCACAGAUGGAACUGUUUGUUGUUAUGGCUUUGUCACGCUAUGGUUUGUGAUGGUUUGUGUUCCUCGGAAUGCCUGGCUCGGGGUGUUCCCACGAAUUGUGAAGCGAAGCAUCCUUCCGAAUGCUGUACCGUACGGUACAGCGAUUGAAAAAAUAAUUCCGGGUCUCGUCGCCGCUAGUCCCAGAUUUUGAUAUGCCCGUUGCUUGCGUCAGCGGUUACGGGAGACUUCUCGACCAACAUCAUUGGACAGCGCGAUCAUUGAUAGGGGCGAAAAACGUUCCUCCGAGCCAGAGGACGGUGGUAGUUGUACCGUAUGUACCGUACCACGAACCAGGGGUCAUAAUUCAGACCCCUGCCACGAACACUAUGAACGUACCACAUCAAUCUAGAACAUACUAACCUACGUAUGGUAUUUCACUAAGGUACGGUACAAAGCGAAACGACUUGGAUCGUGAAACUGUGAUUUUCGGCUAGCAGAGUAGAGAAUUUCGAUUUGCUUGCUUUUCCCCCUUGUUUUCCCUCGAGCCAAAGUCAAUUUUUUUCCAUUCCAUCGCAACACCAUGGAAUCUACUUUACCAGUAAAUAGAUAUCCACCAAUCCA
This is a messenger RNA of Pseudo-nitzschia multistriata, 3331 nucleotides long. NCBI's taxonomy places the organism in Eukaryota, Bacillariophyta, Bacillariophyceae, Bacillariales, Bacillariaceae. The record is from the annotation of a GenBank genome assembly.